Molecule: messenger RNA, 1755 nt
Organism: Notodromas monacha
Lineage: Eukaryota; Metazoa; Arthropoda; Ostracoda; Podocopida; Cyprididae
Source: the annotation of a GenBank genome assembly
CGAUACUUUCUCAGGAGCUUGGCCUACGUGAACCCGAAGACACUGGCGCCAACGUCGGCUAUUAUAUUUACGGGCUUGAUUUCCAUGGCGAUGUCGUUGCUUUUCCGGAUCACAGACAUGAUAAAGCUGACGAACGCGGGUUGCCUUCUUACCUACAUAAUCGUCAGCGGGUCACUGAUCAUCCUUCGAUACGAUCCGCCGCCGUUCUUAACCCGCGCCCGGUUUGCCAUCAACGGAGCCUCGAGCCUUGAUAACAGCAAAGACAGCGAAUGCUUGUGGCAUGACGAGCUGGCGAACCCUCCUGGAGCCUGUGGUCUGUGCCAAGGCUUGCAACUCCUGCUCAGGCCGUUCAAGCGUGGCUCCGUGAUCUUGGCAUGCCUCCUGGUGAUUAUUUUCGCGACGGCGGGGAUCGGAACCGUCGUCAGGCUGCGUUACGACGACCUGGUGGAGCUGCACCAUGGCGUCCUGGCGAUCGUCGUGUGUCUCGGGCUGCUCAUCAUUCUGGGUACUUCCGCUUCCCGGACACUGGUGAUCUGCAGCUACGACCAGCGGCCGCUGCCGUCCAGCUUCCACGUCCCGGGAGUCCCAGUCAUGCCCAUCAUCAGUAUCAUUUGCUACGUGGCGCUGCUAAUGACCCUCGACGCCGUUGCCUGGGCUCUUUUCGGUGUCACGACGUUGAUUGGUAUGCUGAUGUACUUCUGCUACGGGUUGACACACGGAUCCGACGCAGACAUCGGCGAGAGGUUUGAACGGGCCAGUCUAAGAGGCGAAGGGGAAACGCGGUCGAUAUCCUUGUGCUAUGACUGAGGUCGGCUACGAAAUCCCGCUCAAUCGUCAGCAAAAAAAAAAAAAAAGAAAGAAAGAAAAAAAGGCUCUGCUAACGCGGGUGUGGACUGCUGCGGAGAACGCUUGGGGGAGAAUUCGAGGCCUUGGUGAUUGCCUUGUUUUGUGUUCCGGGGGGCUUCUUCCGUUCAUUUUUCAUUGUUUCACCCUUUGUGGUUCUUCCACUUUUUCGCCCUCUCGGGACUGACUUCGAUGUCGAAAACAAGCCGCGAUCGUGAGAUCGCUCGUUAUUACCGUAUUCACUUGUGUACCACACGCACUUUUUCUUACGGAAUUCUGAAUGAAAAUUCCAGAUGCGUGUCGUACACGAGUACAAGAAUGGGUGCGUGUUUUUCCAGAUAUCUGUGACAAAAAUUUGGGUGCGCGUCAGACAAGUGACCCAUCAGGUGGACUCAUGCAAUACUGUACAGGGAAUUUCGAAAUGCCUCUUUAAAAUAUGCUUCAGAUGAGCACUGUUAAGUUGGAAGCUGAAUUAAGAAUAAAACGAUGACGUUUAAAUUUGGGUUUAAAGUUAACCUUUUGGCAUUCAUAAUUAAAUUUAAUUUUGCUGUUGGCGAAAGUAAAAUAAAAUAUACAUGCUGUUGAUGCAUCGAACCUGACACGCACACAUUUUGCGCAUAUACAUUUUGGCAUCAAGAAAAAUGAUGCGCGUCUUUCAUAUCGAUUAUUUCUUCGAUUACUUUUCUUCCCAAAAAGUGGGCAACACGCCGUAUGCAGGAGCAAGUGGUACGGGAGUGAAUUUGGUACUCCAGAAGUUCCUCGUGGAUGCAUAAAUUUUUUUUGGAUUGGAUCACCAUGGGACAUUCUCAAUGCGCAAUUUUGAGCCAUGGUAUACUUUUUUGAGCCAGAGUUGGAACCGAUUUAUUUUGAGUCGCGCUUGACUUGACGCAGGAGCUUGUGAAUGAGACGCCC